AUGCCACCGUGCCUUAAAGCAGUACUUACCUCAAAGCGGAUAAUAAAAGCAGGAGUCCGAGUUGAGGAGGUUUUGAUCAAGCUCUCGGAUGCCUUUCACCUGCCUGAACUUGCAGAGGUAACCAGACGUUCAGACGGAGAUAUCCUUGACUUGAGUAAAUUUGCCAAAUUGAAGGGCAUUGUCAAGGAUACAAGUCUACCGUUGUCAACCUUGGCCCCUGUUGUUCUUCACCGACGAUUUCCUUUAUUGGACAAUAUUCGCAAUGCCCGCUGGUCACAUGAUUUACCCUCUCAUUUAAUCGACUAUCUCCGCGAUGAAGUUGAAUGUGUCUGGGAAGUAUAUACAUCCCUAAACUCUCUCCCUUCAGUUGGUCUACCCCUACAGUCACAGGAUGUAUCGGUCGGGAAGCUUGUUACUCUAGUGCUUGGGAAAAAAGAAGUGGCAGAGGGUGAGAUUAUUGAGCAUCCGGGAUAUAUCGACGCUGUAAAGGAUGAAACCGGUUUAACUCAGCGAAUUAAUGUUACCUCAACAAGAACGGCCAUCCGAAUUACGCAUGCUUUUGUACCUGGCCAUAUUCUUGCUUUCCAUUCACAGACUAUCCAAUGGAUCAUGUCCCGUGGUUGCCUUGCAGUUGUUACAACUCAAACUCUCCGGUCACGAUCUCAAAGCUCACCUCACCCAUUUGCACCCACAUCAUUACUGGGUAUAGCAGCACCUAUCGUAGAUUCUGCUGCUUCUCUUGCAGCCCACACAGCCCCCUGCAACCCAGAUUCACGGUUUGUAGACAACUUUCCUAAUCAGACAGAUUUCAACGAUGGCGAAGAGGUUGAAAGUUGGGACUCCGAGGAGGCUGGCGAUGCAGAUGAGGACGACAACUUAGAUUCAGAGCUUGCACAUGGUGACGAUGAAAAUUCUCAGAGUGUUAGCAUAGUCCCAGGCAUAACUCCGACUCAAAAGAAGAUUGAUAGCCGGGUUCUUGACGACGCAUUUCAUUUCAUGGAUCGGCUUCUCAAAAAGCUUCCCAAGAAACACUCCGCAUUUAAAGAAUUCUCGCAUUGUUUUAGCCGAACCAUAUUUACCUGGGAUUUGGACGAUACCAAUGCUGUCAAAAAAGUCUUCGAAUCAAAAGGAAUAUCAUGGGAUUAUGCUAUGCGAGCCAAGUUGCCAUCGCUGCGAAGACGUAUACGGAGAUUCAUCCCCCCUCCCGACAGGCUCUAUCAUGAUCUGAAGCUUCUUUUUGAUAGUUUCAAGGACAUAAUCUGCUCGUUGAAACCCCGCCAACGAGGAAAGUUUUUCUCAGACGAGGCACGCAAAGAAUGUGAAAAUCUACUUGACUCUGUUCAGCUAGGACUACUAUCAGACCCUCCCAACUUUCCACUCUAUUAUCGCAUGGGAAAGGAUAAGGAUGGACUGAAUAUAUACCGCACAAUCCGAGGCACUAACUCUGUAGAGGGUGGGGUGCAUAUGCCUCUUCGUCGUACUUUUGGCUCCCUAUCUGCAUCUCCGGAGCUUGCAGAAGCGAUGCUCGGUAAUCAGUGCCACCGGCGCAACAUUUCGAUAGGCGAAUUCAACCGAACAGGAAUGAAACACAAAACUCACUACGACACUUGGUUACUUGAUGAGAUUGUGGAGAGAUCGACUACCAUUGGAACCAAAUCUUCUUUCCCUAUUCCUCGCAUGCUCGCUACUCGUAUUGCUACCUCUGAAACUUUCAGUAUUAUCCCAGUCUCAACAUCCCUUACAUCUCGGCUCAAUGUGCAGGCACUUCCACGUAUACGGGUUGAAGGUGUCCCGCAUCAUCGAGAUACCCCUGUCCAUCUUAUGACUAGGUUUACCACAAAAGCAACAAACUCAUACCGAUUCCUUCAACUACGCCAACGAACUACUAUUCCGGUGCUACCUGUUCAUACCCAUGCUGAGUUUGUUGAGUUCAAGUAUUUGGUCAACAGUAACCAGUUCACAGUUGGCCGGAAAAAGGACAAGAUAGAUUUUGAAAAGCUCGCGCAACAUUGGAAUAUGCGGGUCAACCUCCAGGACCCCAAGAUACUUGAUUCAAACCAAAGACUAUACUACAAGCUACCGGAAUUAUUAGAAGUCCACUACAAGAAGGGAAUUCAAUGGCGUGCGGAACGAGCAACUAUACUUACCGGCCAAAAUGCGGUGGCACUACACCCUAUUCAUCAGCUUGUUUAUGACUCCGAGCGUUAUAUUCAAGUGCCGCCCGCUGUACUUCUAUCGGAAAUGGAUUUGACUGUUAACGCUGCCACCAGCCCGGAUGUACUAGCAUUCGAAAUGAGCGUGCCAAAUGACAGUCGGAUCACCGAGUUGCCACAGGAUUAUAUUGAGGAGGGGGUGAGGCCAGAAGAUCCAAUGUUGAUACACGGUAGUGACGACUCGGUGACCGGAACCAGUAUGACACAAACCGCCCAUCCUGACUUGAACAACGAAGUGCCAUCUGGCCAUCCGUGUCAGUCUUCCGCAGACAUCUCAGCCUCUCCGAAUGGAAUCAAUCGCCUACCAGCACCGCAAGGCGUGGGUACGGGUACGCAACCAUUCAGCGAUGACGGUGAUUCUCAACAAGCAACAUUGACAUUCUCCAUGCCCGACACAAGCAAUCCUGGCAAAAAGGCUGACAAGAAACAACCAAAACGAUGUGCGAAAUGUCUUGGAGCUGGAUGUAGCAAGGCAGUUGGCUGUCCGGGCAGUGGUAAUAGGGCAAGGUGCCGAUGUGGACAUCCCGACAUUGGACGUGUUCGAAUUCCGAAGAACAUGACCCUUGCACAAGUUACAGCGACCGGUAAACGAAGAAAGGUAGAUUGA
Messenger RNA from Marasmius oreades (fairy-ring Marasmius), 2820 nucleotides. RefSeq lists its product as uncharacterized. NCBI's taxonomy places the organism in Eukaryota, Fungi, Basidiomycota, Agaricomycetes, Agaricales, Marasmiaceae. Bases 1 to 2820 code for a protein of 939 amino acids. The transcript has 3 exons. The record is from RefSeq and is a predicted model, not a curated record. Gene Ontology annotation, molecular function: nucleic acid binding.